AUGCAGUGGUUUAAAUGGGCGGGCAGCUGGAAAUCUCACCUUCCGGGACAGUACACAGGAGCACAGGAAGAGGACGCUUGUGAUUACCUCUUUAAAAUUAUCUUUGUUGGAGACAGCAAUGUGGGAAAGACAAGUAUCAUCAGCAGCCUUGAGUCUGGAGACUUUAAAGACAAAAUGCAAAACACUAUUGGUGUGGACUUUAUCGUGCAUACCAUGGACAUAGAUGGCAAGACGGUGAAGAUGCAAAUAUGGGACACUGCUGGCCAGGAGCGUUUCCGCACUAUUACACAGAGUUACUACCGUAAUGCCCAUGGAGCCAUGAUUGCUUAUGACCUGACACGCCGCCCCACCUUUGACUCGCUACCUCACUGGAUACAUGCUGUAGAGCAGAAUGGAGCCUCGAAUGUAGUCUUUGUUUUUAUAGGUAAUAAGUGUGACCUGGAACCUCAGCGCCAGGUUUUGUUUGAGGAUGCCUGUACUCUAGCUGAACAGAAGGGGGCGCUGGCAGCCCUGGAGACAUCGGCUAAGGAGAACCACAAUGUACAGGAGGCGUUUGAGCUAAUGGCGCGGGAAUUAAUAGUUCGAAAUUGUGGGACACUCCAUCAUGAUGCUGUGUUAGAUACGCCAAAUGUCUUCCUGUACGCAGAGACUCACGGAAUAGAUGAAGCUGAGUCCCAUGAGAAGAAGUCCUGUGACUGCUGAAAUAAAGGAGAGGGACGGUGCUAAUUCUCUGAGGGAGUCUCUGAACUGGUGCAGUUACUAAAUUUGCACAAAGAAAACCUUUCUUGGCAAGAAUAUUUUAAUCCCACUGACAUCCUUCAUUUUAAAUAAAAACAAACACGCUUUAACUUAUUUAACACCAGACACUUACCUCAGCAUUUGCAAGUAAUCUGCCUUAAGGACAAAAUAAUGUGUGGACUCAUAUCCAUUUCCUGGGCCAAGAUAUGGUAAGAUAGCUGGAGAUUCACCAGACUGUAUCAUUUGUAAAAGAAAAUACAUUAAAGAGUAAAGCUAUUUAAACAUAAGCCGUAAAGAGGAAAUGUCUAAAUAUUUAAGUCAACUAAUUAAAUGUGAACAC
This is a messenger RNA of Trichomycterus rosablanca, 1078 nucleotides long. RefSeq names its product ras-related protein Rab-19 (gene rab19). Gene Ontology annotation, biological process: vesicle-mediated transport. The transcript has 4 exons. Lineage: Eukaryota; Metazoa; Chordata; Actinopteri; Siluriformes; Trichomycteridae. Gene Ontology annotation, molecular function: GTPase activity; GTP binding. The coding region runs from base 1 to 702 and encodes 233 amino acids. The record is from RefSeq and is a predicted model, not a curated record.